UUACGUUAAGGAAGUAGUCUGCAAACACGGAGCAGAGACUGAUGUAAACGAACUAUCACCCAGUCUGAACAUUUAACGGUCGGUAGAAAUGAGCCGCGGCCGCAGCGUGACCUGCAAACUUUGUCAGCAGUCCGGUGAGACGGAGUCAACCGGGGCGUUGUCGAGCAAAGAUCAAGUCACCGCUCACCAGAACUGUUUGUUGUUUUCCUCUGGUAUUUUUUGUCGCAACUCACCAGAGUUUGAUGACCUGUUUGGCUUCGCCGUCGAGGACGUGCUUGGUGAGAUCAAACGAGGAAGCAAACUGACUUGUUACAGAUGUAAGAGAAAAGGUGCCACAGCUGGGUGUGAAGUCCAACGCUGCAAGAAGUCCUACCACUACCCCUGUGCUGUUCAAGAGGGAGCUCAGACUAUUGAAGAUCCAGAAAACGGGAAUUAUGGGCUGUACUGCUCCAAACACUAUCAACAACAACAAAAAAGGAGAAACGAUGGUUCUGUAAACAGGCUCAACUCCUCCAAAAGUUCCAAAACAGCUGGAUCAUCUCAGGCAUGUGACAAACAUGCUCCUUCAUCAUAUCAGAGAGACGCCAAUGACAAUUCUAUGGAGGCUGGACCGUCUUUUUACCACAGUGACACAAACUCAUCCAGCAGUGCGACGCAUCAGACUUCCAAGAGACGGUUGAGUUUCAGUGAAAAACAGAAGGAGAGCCCCUCUAAGCGUAAAGUCAUGGUGUCGAGAAUAUCCGAUGAUUCUUCAAAUUCAGAUGACAACGAACCUAACCCUGACAUGGAAAUAUACCCUCUUGUAGAGUCAGGUUUAGAAGAGAGUGGAAACUCUGCUCCAGAACAGCCACUCACCAGAAAAGACAACGAGCGUCAGACAGAGUCGGCCUCAGCAAGGCAACAAGAGGACAGGAGCAGCUGUAGAAAUAGAGAUGAAGAUGAAACACAAAUAGAUCUGGUUGCUGAGUCAGAGAGUCUGCUGCUUCCUGUGAAGAUCUCCACGGAGGCUCAGUCACGUUCAGAGACAAGUUCUGCACCCUCACCUCAGAAGAUAUCAACUCAAUCUCCCAAAGUGAUUUUGGUUAAGGCGGAGGAGGACAGGAGAGAAGAUGAGGGGUCGGUUCCUGAGCAGAAUCCUGUCCACCGUCCUGAUCAACACACCACUGGACCCUCUGUCCCACAGCAGAGCUCCGCUGGGAUCCCUCCUGGUCCUGACCACAACAAACCCCACAGAGUUACUGACUCACCUCCGUGCAUCAGCUUGGCCAUUUCUGCAUCUCCACCUGAAACCACCGCUGUGUCCCUCAUCUCCUCCUCCUCCUCCUCUCCUGUGGCCCCUCCCUCCGACCCAGAGCUCAGCAUCGACUCCUCUAGUUUCUGGAGAAGCUGCAACGCGGCAGGAUGUACACAGGCCAUCUUUAAUGAUUUCAUUAAUGACAUGAAUGAUAUCUCCCACAGAAUUCAGUCAGACCAGGCCAGCCAGGAGGAUUAUGAUUUUGCACUAACGGUGAUGGCAGCUUCUGGGAAGCUGGCAGACCUCGUGGCCAAGCAGCAGAACGAAUUACAACGGAAACAAAUGGAGCUGAAAAAGGCAGCAGCAGCUAUGACGGAGGUCAUCUCAGCACUGAGGAGAUGAGUCCAUCAGUAGCGACUGUAAGAACAUGGACAUCAAGGUUUACACAGGUUUAAGCUUUCUCUUAUUUUUUUUCUAUGAUUCUCACUGUUGUUUUGUAUUUCAUAUCAUUCAUAUUGGUAUUUUAAAAUUUUUAUACAAACUAUAUAUUUCUGUUGACUGUCUCAGUAUCUAAGAUGGUGGAAACGGCUGGAUAUGGAAAUAUUAAACUGUACCAAUAUUUGGCACUAAUAAUUCAAAAGCACUUAAAGAUUUAAAAUAAUGAAUUUUUCAGUGUUGUUAAAUUCCAGCUCGUGUUUCACUUCCACUUAGAAAACAUAUAAAAAAUAUAUAUGAAAUAAGACUGGAAUAUCUGAUUCCAAAACCUAUACUGCACAUGAAGAACUGGAAAGAAGAUUUGUCUUGAAAAUGUUCCAUAUCCAGGUUUAUAAACUAAAUUAGAAUAUACUUCAGAUUUUUUAAAAAUAUGUUUGUAUUGAACUAGUAAACAAAGAACAGACAAGCUAAAAUAAUGUUGCAGUUACAGUGGUUGAGUAUUUGCAGGCAAAUAUCUGCAUCCUGUAGAAUACAAAAGUCAGUUUUAAUUACAUUAUUAGAAGGAUUUGUGUUUAGUCUUCUUCGUUUGGUUUACUUUUUUAACUGUUAUAGAUUAAAACUGAUAAAUGCUAAUUUGAAGCUGAAAUAAUGUUGGUUUAUGUUUCUUGUUCUUAAGAUUUUCUUUAUCAAGUUGUUACAUAUCUUCUGUUAUAAUAACUGACAUUGUCUGACAUUGACUGCUGUUAAAAGCAUACUGUGGUGGUGGUAUCCUGGAGAUAAUUUAGCUCGAUACAUGGUGAAACAAAACACCCUGUGGUGGCGGACUUGCUUUACAAAUUGUGAAUGCUGCAUUGUGUAUUUUUGAAGAUUGUUUAGAUCUUGGCUGUUCCAUUGUGUUAAUCACCUGUCAAACUUAUACUCUUGCUAAUAUUAUCAUGGUACAUGAAAAUCUUAUUGUAUUUUUUCCAAUUUGGUUAAC
Molecule: messenger RNA, 2648 nt
Organism: Toxotes jaculatrix (banded archerfish)
Lineage: Eukaryota; Metazoa; Chordata; Actinopteri; Toxotidae
Gene: phf11
Product: PHD finger protein 11
Exons: 17
Coding region: 89-1636 (515 amino acids)
Cellular component (GO): nucleus
Molecular function (GO): histone deacetylase binding; histone binding
Source: RefSeq, a predicted model, not a curated record